UUGAGUGCAGAAGGGUACGAGCACGCAGGAGAGGAAGUGUGUUGCUGGACCAGUACCAUCUUUGCGCUAAAUAAAUCAAAGGGAGGUUAAACAGCACAUCGGCCCAGAAACGGGGUGGUUGUACUCUUGUUUACAUCGACCAACCUGUGGCUAUAUUGAUUUUCAAAUAUCAAUAUCUGGUUUGGAAUUAACGACCCCGCAAAGGAUUUUGGCACCUUGGAUUUUUCACCACUUUCUUCAUCCCUGCUUCAUUAAGGAUUACAUAGACUCUUCUUGUUCUUGCACUCCUCCAGUGACUUUCAUGGGACACACAACAAAGUGAGAAUACUUUUGGAACGGAGACUGAAGCCAACCCGAUGAGAUAGGCAUUGACAUCGCAACUCUUGCAAGAAACCACAUCUGGACCAAGACUUCUAGACUUGGUCUUCCGUGAAUUCAUUUCAAUGACUGUUUGACGGACGCAGUCAAAUUUCGUGGCUUCUGGAAGUUGGAAUUUGAUGAAGAAAAGUAUCACAAUGGGACGCCACUCAAUCCUGGUGGCAGUUAUUCUUUGUAUGCUGACGUGCCAGGGACUCUGUUCUGGAGUAUUUGAACUGAAAUUACAAGAGUUUCUCAACAAGAAAGGAAUGACGGGGAAUACGAACUGCUGUAAAGCGGGAACCGGGAACAUGCAGCAGUGUGAAUGCAAAACUUUUUUCAGGAUCUGUUUGAAGCACUAUCAGACAAAUGUAUCGCCGGAGCCCCCCUGUACCUAUGGAGGGACAGUUACUCCAGUGCUGGGAUCUAACUCAUUCCAAGUGCCUGAGAUGACGUUCAAAGACUCAUUCACCAACCCCAUACGCUUCAAUUUCGGAUUCACUUGGCCGGGGACCUUCUCACUGAUUAUCGAAUCGCUUCACACGGAUUCCAUUGAUGAUCUUUCAACAGAUAACCCCGAGCGUCUCAUCAGCCGAAUGACAACACAGAGGCACCUCACAGUGGGGGAGGAGUGGUCUCAGGAUUUACAAGUGGCUGGAAGCACGGAGCUGAAGUACUCCUACCGAUUUUUAUGCGAUGAACAUUACUAUGGCGAAGGCUGCUCUGUCCUUUGUCGCCCCCGCGAUGACACGUUUGGACACUUCACCUGUGGCGAACGUGGAGAGAUCAUCUGCAAUUCUGGCUGGAAAGGCCAAUAUUGUACAGAACCAAUCUGUCUCCCUGGUUGCGAUGAUGAGCAUGGGUUUUGUGAGAAGCCAGACGAGUGCAAGUGCAGAGUAGGCUUCAGUGGGAAGUACUGUGAUGACUGCAUCCGCUACCCUGGCUGUCUCCAUGGCACCUGCCAACAGCCGUGGCAGUGUAACUGCCAGGAAGGCUGGGGUGGUCUCUUCUGCAAUCAAGAUCUGAACUACUGCACUCACCACAAGCCCUGCAUGAACGGAGCCACGUGCACCAACACCGGGCAGGGCAGCUACACGUGUACCUGCAAGCCGGGCUUCACGGGGGACAACUGCCAGAUCGAGGUCAACGAGUGCUCUGACAUGCCCUGCAGAAACGGAGGGAGCUGCACUGAUAUGGAGAAUACCUACUCGUGCGCCUGCCCUCCUGGAUACUAUGGCAGGAACUGCGAGCUGAGUGCCAUGGACUGCGCCGACGGCCCGUGUCUCAAUGAUGGCAUGUGCGUCACCAACCCAGAGGGUGGCUACUACUGCCAGUGCCCACUCGGCUACGCCGGCUUCAACUGUGAAAAGAAGAUCGACCACUGCAGCUCCAACCCUUGCUCAAAUGGAGCCAAGUGUUUGGACCUCGUGGACUCCUACCUCUGCCAGUGUGCGGACGGCUACGUGGGCGACCACUGCACAGACAACGUUGACGCGUGCGCCACCUUCCCGUGCCAGAACGGCGGCACCUGCCACGACGGACUCGACGACUACACCUGCGCGUGCCCGCCGGGCUACACCGGCAAAAACUGCACCGUCCCGGUGAACAGGUGCGCCCACAACCCCUGCCACAACGGAGCCACCUGCCACGAGAGGGACGGCCGCUACGUGUGCGCGUGCGUGCCCGGCUAUGGAGGACGCAACUGCCAGUUCCUCCUCCCGGACGUCGGCGGCGGCGGCGGGCAGCCUGUGGCCAACGCCCCUGUGUCACGCAAGGGGCUCGGCGAGGGGGAUCAGGGCGACUACUUUCCCUGGAUGGCGGUGUGUGCUGGAAUUGUAUUGGUGCUCUUGCUGCUGCUGGGCAGCGCCGUGCUGGUGGCGUUUGUGCGCGUCAAGCUCCAGCGGCGCAGCGAGCUGAUGGAAGGACACGGCGAGACGGAGACCAUGAACAACCUGACCAACAACUGUAGCCGCGGCGACAAGGACCUGUCAGUCUGUGUCAUGGGCCCCACGCAGGUCAAGAACACCAACAAGAAGGUGGACUACCACAGCGAACACGGCGCAGGCCUUGGGGGCAGCGGCGGCGGCGGCACGGAGAAAAAUGGCUACAAGUCGCGCUACCUAUCUGUGGAUUACAAUCUGGUGCACGAACUGAGGCAGGACGAGGCGUGUGGGAGGGAAGAGCUGCUGGAGAAAGGGGACCCGAAAUGUGAAUCUACUAAAGGAGACUCGAGUCUCAAGUGCGAGGCCGCAUGUGAGCCUCUAGACUGUGACUUCAAUGAGAAACACAGAAAUCACAUGAGUGACACAUCAGAAAAGAGCCACCUAGAACCUUUGUGCAAGGACACAAUGUACCAGUCAGUGUACGUUUUAUCAGACGGAAAAGAUGAAUGUAUUAUCGCAACUGAGGUGUAACACAUUGGAGUUGCUGCUCAGUCGCCUAACCUUAGUGGAGGUUUUACUCCGACGAAAUGCUGCUCAAACCAGGGGAAGUGUUUCCCUCACGUGAACUGCUGCUGUGGAAAACUGAAACGUUGAACAUGAUAACUCAGAAUGAGCUGGUUCUCAACUGAAGUAAAGCACAGUGACUGCAGAAGUAGGUCGUUGAGCCAUAAUGGCUCCUUGCUCCCCACUUUGUUUUUUUGGUCGUUUUUUUUGUUUUUGUUUUUCUUUCUAUUGUUGUUGCCCAGGAAACGUGCAUGGCCUGGAAAAGAGUUACCUCAUUGCACUAGAGAGGGCUUUGCGUUAAAAAAGAGGAACAUUUUUUGUAUUUAAGCUGAGUGGUGUGUGUGUACUGUUUGAUAGUUACAUCUGUUUGUGAUGGUGCUCCAGAAAAGAUACUGCCAUCAUGUUUUGCUAUAGUUGCUGAGGCUUCUAUUGUUUUUUCGUUAAUUAUUAUUUGAAGAGGUUGUACUUUUUAUUUAAUUGUUAUUUGUGUUUUAUAUGUUUGUAAAUGUGAUGUGGAAUUCAGUUUCAUAUAAUUUAAUUUUCUCCCUCGUCUUGCAAAAAUGUAUAGUGUAUAUAAGGCACUUCGGGUCAAUUUGACUGUUUUCCAUAAAUGUAUUUAAGAAACACUGUACAUAUGUAAUGGGAAUUGUUUUAUAAGUUUUGCUCAUGAAGGAAAUCA
Engraulis encrasicolus (European anchovy) is the source of this 3483-nucleotide messenger RNA. RefSeq names its product deltaD (gene dld). NCBI's taxonomy places the organism in Eukaryota, Metazoa, Chordata, Actinopteri, Clupeiformes, Engraulidae. Gene Ontology annotation, biological process: cell communication; Notch signaling pathway; multicellular organism development. The transcript has 11 exons. The coding region runs from base 498 to 2771 and encodes 757 amino acids. Gene Ontology annotation, molecular function: calcium ion binding. The record is from RefSeq and is a predicted model, not a curated record. Gene Ontology annotation, cellular component: membrane.